AUGUGUCUUUCCAACCGCCAUUUCAAUAAGAAGGAGACGAAGAAGAAGCAGCGAGAGUCUUUCUUGCCGAGGCGAAGAGACCUGAAACUGUUAGAGGUCCAAGUCCUCCGAGACCCUCCAGAGACUCCCUCAAACCCGAGACAAGAGCUGAAAGAGACCGCUGAGGAGGAGGAGGCGGCCGGUGGCGGGUUGGCGCCCCCGUAUGAUGAGUGGCCGCAGUGCAGCUUCACCUCUGCGGACUCUGGCUGCUCCGCUCUGCUCUUCCACGAGAUGGGAGGGAUGGAGGAGAAACUGCGGCCCGUCGAGCUGCACCUGGAGUUACUGAUGCAAGAAGCAGAUCGCUUACAAAAUAAACUUUAUGAAUGGCAGGGCAAUCAAAAGGUUAAGGAGCUAGCCAGCAUGCUGACAAAUUUACUGGACACCUGCCAGCCUUUCUUCAACUACCUGGAAUCCAAUGCUCAGCGCACCAUGCCCCAACACACCCCUCUGCCCCUCUGCUCAACACUGCUGCAGUUUUCUCAGAGGCUGUGUGCCAGGUUGGAGCAGCUGGUGCUGGCCUUUGCUAAACACAACCUUGUGUCUUUGGUCGAGACCGAUCCUGACAGUUUGUCUCAGCUUUAUAUAGGACAGUUCCAGGUGGACAGAGUGAGGCUAACCAUGUUCCGCUAUUGUGAACCGGCACCCUUCCUGGCUCAGGCCGACACUGGCCUGUACAAACACAUGCGGUGGAACGUUGAGUGGCUCAAAGAUGACCAGCAACACCAGACAGAUGGACAGCAGGAAUUCACUGACACAGAAUACUACUUCCUGUGCCACGAGGAGAAGGUUCCCGAGAUGCAGACCGAGAGCGGCAGAGAUGGCGAAAAUGUGACGGACGCUGUUACUGUGAAGAUAUGGUCAAUUGGUCAGUGGGUCCAGGUACAGCCCGACCCCGAGACAGAGGACAUCCUUGACUGGAUCCUGUGUGAGGUACCCCAGGCCACGUAUCGCAAGCUGUUAUGUGUGGGCAGCGAGGAACCCUCAUCCUGCAGUGCUACAAAUUACCUCUUGGAACUGCUGUUGUCCGAGCAAACGCCCAAGACCAAUGACAGUUUCCCAGGUUGCAAGAAUGACUUUACCGAAUGCAAGAGUGUACCUCUGUGA
Lampris incognitus (smalleye Pacific opah) is the source of this 1143-nucleotide messenger RNA. RefSeq names its product chromosome 5 C19orf67 homolog (gene c5h19orf67). NCBI's taxonomy places the organism in Eukaryota, Metazoa, Chordata, Actinopteri, Lampriformes, Lampridae. The record is from RefSeq and is a predicted model, not a curated record. Bases 1 to 1143 code for a protein of 380 amino acids. The transcript has 8 exons.